Staurois parvus is the source of this 331-nucleotide messenger RNA. The record is from the annotation of a GenBank genome assembly. NCBI's taxonomy places the organism in Eukaryota, Metazoa, Chordata, Amphibia, Anura, Ranidae.
AAACUGACAUUGAAAUCAUGUGACAUCACUUGAAUUCGCACAAUUUCAAAGUCGGAUGUCAGUCCGACUUCAGGUGCGACUUGGAAGACAUCUUUGGGACUUCAUACACAGAUGUCUAUGCAAGUUGCACCUGAACUUGCAAAAAGUAGUGCGUGAAGAACUUUUUGAAAAUCAUCAGGGGCAGACUGACCAUUUGGAAACUCGGGCACUGCCUGAGGGCCCGGGGUCAGUAGGGGGCCCCAUGAGAUGCCCCUGGUACCUUUUUCAUAGGCUUUUUUGAGUUUGGGCAAGGACACGGGCCCCAUGAUCCCCUAUUGCUCGGGGGCCCCAU